This is a messenger RNA of Vidua chalybeata, 2092 nucleotides long. RefSeq names its product RAS guanyl releasing protein 2 (gene RASGRP2). NCBI's taxonomy places the organism in Eukaryota, Metazoa, Chordata, Aves, Passeriformes, Viduidae. Gene Ontology annotation, molecular function: calcium ion binding; guanyl-nucleotide exchange factor activity. Gene Ontology annotation, biological process: Ras protein signal transduction; positive regulation of GTPase activity. Gene Ontology annotation, cellular component: plasma membrane. The transcript is spliced from 17 exons. The coding region runs from base 33 to 1871 and encodes 612 amino acids. The record is from RefSeq and is a predicted model, not a curated record.
CGCGGCCGCCGGAGCAGUUUUGGGGUCCCACCAUGAGCAGCUCCCUGGACCUGGACCGAGCCCCCACCCUGGACGAGCUUCUGAGGGGCUGCGUCGAUGCCUUCGACGCGCAGGGGAAGGUCCGGGACCCCCAACUCGUCCGACUCUUCCUGGCCACGCACCCCUGGUACCUGCCCCAGGCCGAGGUGGCCGCGAAGCUGCUGACCCUGGUGCAGGAGUCGGGGGGCUCGGCCGAGGGUCCCUCCCUGCGCCUCAAGAUCGGCCACUUGGUCCGGUACUGGGUCCGGGCGUUCCCGCGGGAGCUCUCGGGGGACCCCCAGGUUUUGGGGCGGCUGCGGGAAUUGGGGGCGGCGCUGGGGGGGGACCCCGAAACCCCCCUGGACCUCGAGAGCCUCCCGGAGGAAGGUGACGAUGCCGAAGGUGACGAUGCCGGGGGUGUCCCCGGGGGGGGUCCCGCGGGGGGUCCCGGGGGGGUCGUGGCCCCCCCCCGCGCUCGGUUCUCGAUGAUGCUGGAGCCGCUGGAGCCGCCCGAGCUGGCGCUGCUGCUGACGCACCUGGAGCACCGCGGGUUCGCCCGGCUGCGCCUCCGUGACAUCCGCGCCUUCGCGCGCUCCGCGGGCACCUCGAGCUCUCCCGCGCUCCGCCGCUUGGUGGCGCUGUCCAACGGCCUCUCGCGCUGGGUGCAGCUGCGCGUGCUGCGCCCCCUGGCGGCCCCGCAGCGCGCGGCGGCGCUGGGGCAGUGCCUGCACCUGGCACAGAGCCUCCUGGAGCUCCGCAACUUCAACUCCCUCCUGGCCGUGGUCGGCGGGCUCGGCCACGGCUCCAUCGCGCGGCUACGCCGGACCCUGGCGCUGCUGACCCCCCCCCUUAUCCAGCUGUGGGCACAGCUGGCCGAGGCCGUGGGCUCGGGGGGGAACUACCGGGGCUACCGGGCGCUGCUGGAGGGCGCGGGGGGCGCGGGGGGGUUCCGGGUGCCGGCGCUCGGGGUUCACCUGCGGGACCUGGUGUCGCUGGAGGCGGCGCUGCCGGACUGGGGGGGCCCGGGACGCCCCCACCCCAAUAAACUGCGGGCCCGCUUCGCCCUGCAAGGGGCGCUGCUGGCGGGGCGCGAGCAGGGACCCCCCGGGACCCCCCACCCCGACCUGCUGCGGCUGCUGGAGGUGUCGCUGGCGCUCGGGCCCAGCGAGGAGCAGCUCCACCAGAUGUCGCUGCAGCGCGAGCCCCGCGAGAGCGCCCCCGCGGGGCCCCCCCCGGAGCUGCCCCCCGCCCUCCCCCCCGAGCGCUGGGUCCUGCCCGAGCCCCCCCGGCCCGACCCCGCGGGGCUGCGGCCGCGCCUGGAGCAGCUCGUGGAGUCCAUUUUCCGGAACUUCGACGUGGACGGGGACGGGCGGAUCUCGGUGGAGGAAUUUGGGAUCGUGCGGGAAAACUUCCCCCACCUGCCCCCCCUGGGGGAGCUGGACACCGACAUGGACGGGGGGCUCAGCCGGGGGGAGGUUCUGGAUUAUUUCCUGCGCUGCAGCCAAGGACCCCCCCCGGGACCCCCCCACAAUUUCCGGGGGCUGCGGGGGCUGCGCGCGGGGCCCUGCGAGACCUGCGGGAAACUGAUUUGGGGUCUGCACAAGGAUGGGAUGGAGUGCAGCGGCUGCGGCCUGCGCUGUCACAUCGCCUGUCGGGAGCGGCUGCGCCCCGAAUGUCGCCGCCGUGCCCAGAGCGUCGCCGCUGCCCCCCCGGACCCCCCCGGGCCCCCCAAAUCCCGGCCCCGCUCCUUCAGCCUCUCCCUGCCCUGGCCCCGCCGGGCCUCGCUGCGCCCCUCAGACCCCCCCGAGGAGGUGCCGGGUGACGAGGACGGAGUUUUUGACACCCACCUGUGACAGGGUCCCGAAGGCUCCGGCCCCCCCGACCCCGGCUGACCCCGGCCCCCCCCUCACCCCAUGGAUUUAGGGGGGGGGACCCGGCACCCCCCGGGGUUUGGGGGUGGGUUUGGGGGGGGGGGGCUCUGCGUGUCCCGUGGGAAUAAACUCCGUGUCCGCGUGUCCGGCUGUGGGGUCCCUGCAUGCGGCUGGGGGGGGGGGGCAGUGAAUUGGGGGGGGGU